Molecule: messenger RNA, 1668 nt
Organism: Paramecium octaurelia
Lineage: Eukaryota; Ciliophora; Oligohymenophorea; Peniculida; Parameciidae
Source: the annotation of a GenBank genome assembly
AUGUCUAUAAAUAUAAUCAAAUCUCAUAAAAUUGAAGUACCCAAACAAAGUGGAAAGAAAAAAUGUAUUGGGAAUUGCAUGAAAACAUCUCAAUUAUUUCGAUGUAUCAUAGAAUUGUAAUUAACAUAGCAAAAAGCUUAGAUGGGUUUAUGAGACUUUUAUAAUAAACAUGCUAUCAAAAAUCAGAACAAUGCAUCGAUACAAGAUAAGUUAUUUCAACUACACGAUAGCUGACCACUUAAAGGACUUUGAUGGAAUUUGGAUUUGUCAAUGGAAGAAGCUCUCCUAUCAAAAAGAAUAGAUAACAUUAGAGAAGUAGAUAAAAACAUUAUAAAUUUCCGGAGUUAUAGUAUAAAAUAAGGAGAUUAAGUUGUGGAUGUGGUGAGUGUGGAAUGGUUGGGAGGAAAAUAAGGAAAUUUCAUGACAUUAUCAUUUCAAAAGUUAAAGAGGAAGAGGAAGAACAACCAUAAGCAAUUGUAAGAAAUGGGCAGAAAUUAAGAGGAAUUUUUAAUCAGGUGGCUAAAACUGCGAAGGUGUGCAUGAAUUUAAGAACUUUGCAAUCGGAACGAGAAAGAGAAGAGAAAGUGGAGUUUAGUCCUGAGGCUAAAUCAAGUGUUUUGGAACUUUAAUGUAAGCAAGUAUCUCGAAAGAUCAUUUAACAGACCUAAGUGAAUCAAUUACCAUUGCUAAAGAAACCUUUAAUGAAAGAUUACAUUAGGAAAAUAAACAAUCUGAAUAAUCUAAUUGAAAAGACUUAACUGAUAACUAGUCAGUCUUCUACUCUGAUUAGAAAUUCAGCGCCUAAUUUGGAUGCUUUCGAAAAGAGACAAAAAGAAAGUCCAAUGUCGAAAAGAGAGCAAUCAACUCAUAGCUCUCGAUAGAAACAAAAUAUAUACUUAAUAAAAUCACCUCUGAAUGGAAUAAACUUAUAGAAGUUCAGAGAGUUUAAAAUAAAAUAAUGAAAUAUAUUUAAUUUUGGAAUUAAAGCAACGAUAUUGAAUAGCAAUCUGAUCCUCAAGAGAAAUCAGGAUUCGUGUCUAAGUUUUCUUAAUCUUUUAGAUUUCUAAAGCCAUGUAAAAAUUUAAAUAAUAUUUCAAAGAAAAUGUUGUGACAAAAGUGCAGGAUGUAUAAUAAGCAGCAAUGAAUUGGAAGAAUUUUGCAAUAUUUUUUGGCAUUGGAUUGUGCUUCAUGUUUGUAGCAUUCACAUUUUUACCUUUGAUCAUGGUGUUUCCAGCCAAAUUUGGAGGACUAUUCAGUUUAGGGUAAGACGUGUAUUUAAAUGUUAUAUAGAUCAUUAAGUUUAUGGAUUUCCUUGUUCAUUAUAAAAGGAGGAAAGAACUUUAUGAAGAUGUUUUGCAACAAGGAAAAAUUCAUCUACACAAACAUUUAUGUGAUUAUGCUAAUAGCCACAGUGUACUUUAGUCUGAUCCACAAGAAUUACAUAUUGGUGCUCGUCUUUUCGAUUGCUUAGGUAUUUGAGUACUUAAAGACUUUAGAUGAUAUCUUUGGGGUGGUUGUUUGCGUCUUCAUUUCCAGCUGGGAUCACUGGAAUGAAGUUUAUUACAAAAUAAAUACUUGCACUUAUAAAAUAGAUAAUGUCUUUUUGCUUCAAGUCUUCACAAUCCAAUUCAUUUCUACCCAUAUGAGAUGAAUAAUAUGAAAUUGCAG